Molecule: messenger RNA, 799 nt
Organism: Cynara cardunculus var. scolymus (artichoke)
Lineage: Eukaryota; Viridiplantae; Streptophyta; Magnoliopsida; Asterales; Asteraceae
Product: reticulocyte binding protein 2 homolog b-like
Exons: 2
Coding region: 22-621 (199 amino acids)
Source: RefSeq, a predicted model, not a curated record
GUGGUUCUGUCGCCGGCUUUAAUGGCGAGCUCACGAUUACUCCUCCGUUUUGCAAAACCUAGAAUCCUAGAAAACAUCUUUACUCAACAACUCCUCCCACAACGAUAUCUAUCUACUACAGUCUCGCCGUCUCAUCACAAUGACCACCAACGCAACCACCAAUAUCACGCACGAAACGACUAUCUCAACAGCUGGAAACCACCCAAGGAUCCUAAAGAGGCUCAAUCAAAGCUCUCUCGGCUUCGUCGGGACUACGCGAUGAAGGUAAAGGCGGUUCGCAAGGAGUACAUUCAGGAAAUGGAGCUUCAGAGGCUCGACAAGCAGAGAAAAGAUGAGAUCAAAAAAGAAGCUUUGAGGGUUGAAGGUGAAGAGCGUAAAGCUGCUAAAGCCGCCGCGAAAAAAGCGAAAGCCGCUGAACGUCAAUUGGCUCAGGAAGAGUUCCGGCAAACCCUGUUAAAAGAAAGAGCCGAGAAGCUUGAAUACCACAAGAUGAGAGAAAACAAAAUCAUGGAGAAGAAGAAAGAGAAGAGUCAGCUUCUGCAUCGUCAAAGUUCCAUGUGGAUCGAUGAGCCUGAAUUGGAAGGUAAGAUAUUGGAAGCCAUUGUUGCUGGUACUAUAUGAAUGCAGUUAUUUAUCCCCCAUGCUGUAUUUACUCAUUUGUGAGACUUCAAUUUUCCUUUGCUUUUCGGUUUUAAUGUCUCGCUUAAUAUUAGCCUUGAAAUAUAUGCUGUACUUUUUAGCUCUAGACUGCUGUUGGUCUUUAUUUUCUUUUAGUAGUGAUGUUAGCCUGUUUGUUAGC